This is a messenger RNA of Monomorium pharaonis (pharaoh ant), 3658 nucleotides long. Its product is annotated as octopamine receptor beta-2R. Gene Ontology annotation, cellular component: membrane. Gene Ontology annotation, biological process: adenylate cyclase-activating adrenergic receptor signaling pathway. The transcript is spliced from 4 exons. NCBI's taxonomy places the organism in Eukaryota, Metazoa, Arthropoda, Insecta, Hymenoptera, Formicidae. Bases 1638 to 2873 code for a protein of 411 amino acids. The record is from RefSeq and is a predicted model, not a curated record. Gene Ontology annotation, molecular function: octopamine receptor activity.
UCUCUCUUUUGUUCAUCUCUCUUUUCUCUCUCUCUCUCUCUCUCUCUCUCUCUCUCUCUCUCUCUCUCUCUCUCUCCUUCGUUUCGAUUUAUCCGUCUCUCUCUUUCUAUUGUACGUUUCUACAUCCUCUCCUUCACUUUUUCCAUCUUUUCUUCUCUGGGUUCUUCUCGUCUCAUUCCGAUCGAGCCAUCGGUCUUUAAGAACCGACGAGAUUUCUGCUCACCUUACCGGCUAAGAGAAAGGCUGAGACGAACUUACGAAUCAGGGUUCGUUUGACACAUCUCCACGAAGAAAGGGAGUGAGAAAAGGAAAAAGAACGGUGAGGAAGGCGGAAGAGAGAGAGGAAGAGAGAGAGAAAAAGAGAGGGGAAGAGAGAGAGAGAGAGAGAGAGAGAGAUAAUAGUAAAAUCGACUCUUGGAGAUUCGAAGCUCCAGGUUUGGAGCUUGCGCCGAUUCGUCGGGAGCUUGGACUCGCGCGUGCGACAGCGCAACGGAUCUUUCCAAUUUUCUCACAUUGCAACCGCGACCGCCGCGACCAACUCAUCCCGAAUCACGACGAGUUUGUAAUGAAUCGCUCUUACACUCUUACACGAACGAAUAAGUGUCGAGUGAAUAAAUGUGCCGCGGUUUUUUUCGCGUUCAAAGAGGAAUCGUGACCGUAAAGAAAAGAUUAGACGUUAGAAUGUAUGAUAAACGACCGCCGUGCUGCGCCAGCUCGAACGCGAACACAAGAAACGAGUUCCUUCGAUCACGUCGAUUCUCGUUUAUGCUUGACAAGAUUUAUCUUAAAUGAAAAAUCUUACGAGGGUGUAACAAAGAAAGAGAGAGAGAAAGAGAGGGAGGGGGAGAGGACAGAGAGAGAGAGAAAGAGAGAGAAAGAGAGAGAGAGAGAGAGAGAGAGAGAGAGAGAGAGAGAGAGAGAGAGAGAGAGAGCGUGUGUGUGCGUGUGUGUAUAUGUGCGUGUGCGUGCGCGCGCGUGUUCCUCGUUGAGAAAUAUCGAAGCGAGAAAAAGGGCGCGAGAUUUGGAACAACCUCCAAGAUCCAGACGCAUUCAGAAAUGAUCCUCGAGGGUUGCGCUGUCCAGGUCUGGACGACUUACUUGCGUAAAAGGAAGUGUGUGCUGUCGAUAUGUGACUCGGUGAGCAACGCGCCGCGAUAAUAAAGUGAUUUAAUAGUCGUGAUAACGUCUACGGUGCACGUGCACGAAUGUCGACAAGUACGAGAGAGUCCUGUCCUAAGAGAACGUGCUCCAUAGCGGUUGCUUAUCGCUUGACAGAACCAAUUUUUUCGGAAAUUAUAAAAGAUCGCGAGUGGAGGCCUGAAACUUACAUUUUGAAGAGUGUAUGAUGUCACAAUAGUAUCGCCAAAACUCUGCGAGACAGAGUGCCUUUGAAACAUCUUUCGAAUAUUCGUAAACUUCAUCAACUUGACCGAUUACACCAGUAAAUGAGUUUGAGGAUAAAACGUGGAAAAGCGAUUUUUCUUUUGUUCAAAUCAAAGAUGAACGACUAUCAGGUGCACCAAUUAAUCGGAACUUCCGUCACCUAAAGUCAUCAACCUAGAACUCUUGGACCAAAAGAACAGCCAACUGUGUGGUAGCUCAAUUGCGGUGAAAACUCAACACGUUGUUGAGUGAGCAUGAGCACGACAUUUGAUCCGGUAGAGAUUUCCUCGUUCGAUGUGACAUCGUUAUUGAACGUCACUUCGACCGAGGAGAAUCCUUAUGCCAAUUAUACUGAGGUGAGCACCGUGGAGGCCAACUGGUCAGACAUGCCCUCGGCAGUCAUCAAGAUCUGCAUCCUGGGUUCGAUUAUCACCACAGCGGUGUUUGGUAAUCUGCUGGUAAUAGUGUCCGUGAUACGACACAGAAAACUACGAAUCAUCACCAACUAUUUUGUAGUUUCACUAGCAUUAGCGGAUAUGCUGGUGGCGAUGUUCGCGAUGACAUUCAACGCUAGCGUGCAAGUGACUGGCAGAUGGCUUUUUGGCUAUUUCAUGUGCGACGUUUGGAAUUCUUUAGAUGUCUACUUUAGCACUAGCUCGAUACUUCAUCUGAUGUGCAUCUCAGUGGAUCGAUAUUAUGCGAUCGUGAAGCCACUCAAGUAUCCCAUCAACAUGACGAAGAAAGUGGUGGCGUUUAUGCUAUUGGCUUGCUGGGUGUCGCCAGCCAUCAUUUCCUUUGUACCAAUCUUCUACGGCUGGUACACUACGAAGGAGAACAGUGUACACAGGCACAAACAUCCAGAACUUUGCGAAUUUAAAGUUAAUACAGUAUAUGCCAUACUUUCAUCAAGCAUAUCUUUCUGGAUACCGUGCACCAUCAUGGCGGUCACCUAUUUUGCUAUAUUCAAAGAGGCUAACAAGCAAGAGAAGCAGAUGCACAGCAGAAUGGGUAAUGCCAUGUUGCUCAGUCACAGACCGAGUAAGGAUCUUAAUAAUUUAAAUGGCGAGCUCAACAGCGCCGGCUCAUCAAAAACUCUCACUUUGAAUGAAAUUAACACCGAUCAUUUACACACACCCACAAAAGAUAAACAUAUGAUGAAAAUGAAAAGAGAACACAAAGCGGCAAGAACAUUGAGUAUCAUUAUGGGUACCUUCAUCCUUUGUUGGUUGCCAUUUUUCCUUUGGUACGUCAUUACAGCACUUUGCGGUGAGACUUGUCCGUGUCCCAACGUCGUGAUUGCGAUUCUAUUUUGGAUUGGGUACACGAAUUCAGCAUUAAAUCCAUUGAUCUAUGCGUAUUUUAAUCGUGACUUUCGAGAAGCGUUUAAAAAUACUUUGCAGUGCGCUUUUUGUUCGCUCUGCAGACGAGAGCCAUCAGAUCUCGAAGCGCUGGAUUUUCGUCGACCAUCCCUCAGGUACGAUCUGGUCUGACAAAUUAAGAUACGACGAUCGUACCAAGAGUAUAUACUCAGAAACAUACAUAAAACACAUUGAUCGACGAAGAUCAAGUGAGCUUGGCAGCAGUCUUUGAGAUAAAACAAUGUUUCCAAGGUUUUAAGCAAGUGUAAAAGAUACACAUCUAUGUAGACAACACUCACAUAUGUAUCACAUAACGCGCGAAUUUAAACGCCAAUUUAAACGUGAUUAUACAUAUAUAUAACACACACGCACACACACACACGCGCACGCGCACACACACACACACACACACAGAGGCACGCGCGCAAUCCUGCAGAGACAUUGUCCAUGAUUUUGCCAAAUAAACAAGACCGAAGAUCAAGAAAAACUUAUCAUUUUUUUAAUGAUGCGCAAAUACCGAAAACAUCUCGCACGAAACUCGAGACAUACAUAUAUACAAUGAUUAUAUUGCCAAAGUUAAAAUUUUAGAUAAGCUUUCGUAGCCAAUAAAAAGUGUGUCGUGCAUUGUGACGAUCAAUAAAAUCGUGUCUGUGGAAGAACGAAGGGGAUUCCGAUUGAAUGACGAACUUUGCUGAACACUUGACGAAAGAAGAAACGUACCGCUUCUGCAAAUCUUGGUAGAAUAACUACCACGAACAUAACUUAAAAAAAAUAGCGAGUUAUGAUAGAGAGCCCCAAUCGGUCCCAUAAAUCUCUUAACGUAUUUUUUUUUUUCCAAAAUCGAAGAUGUAGUUCUUUCCAUCUUUGAUGGCCUCUUUGUGAUCUGAAACUUUGUAGUUUUACUGACAAAAAAAGAA